GCGUAGUACCACCAGCAGAAACGAUUGAUAAUUGCGCGUUUUGGGUAGAUUCAUGUUUCAAAAUAUUUUAAAAAACCUUAGGAUCACGAAUUUAUUUCGAAAGAAAGCUACAGAACCUGAAUUGUUUUUUCCUCUUUCGAAAUCUCCUGUAAAAGCACUCCGAUUACGAGCAGAGCAUAUCCGACAGGUUUACAAGUGUCCGAUAUCAGGAAAACCAGUUUCUUAUGAAUGUCCAGAGUCAGGAUUCCCUUCUCACUGCAGUAAAGCUCAUUGGGAACAAGACAAAGUCCAUCAUGCCUUAAUCCCUAAAUUACGCCAAAUCAAUGAGGACUAUCAUGAUUUAACUAGGCCAAACUCUAUCCCUCAGCUUGCCAAUCUUCCUGGCUUAGCCGAGAAAGACGUUGCCAUUGCUCUUUGGUCCUGGGAUUCUUACUUUUAUACUAGAGGCUUUCCUAGCAUUAAUUCUGAAAGGACAUCACGACAUUUAUCAAGUUUGCUGACUUAUCCUAUGACUAUUGGCGGCCUCUUACACAAAAACUCCCCAUACAACCUUCAAAAUGGAUUGACACCUCAAGGACUUCAAUCCUUAGCCGUUCAAAGAUACAUGCUGAAUCGCCCUACAUCAGCCCAAUCCACUGAUCCCCGUCCUACAAGGAUAUUUGUUCUUGGUGCCCGACUUGAAAGUGCCUUGCCUCCUGCACUAUGGCUUCAGGGCCUUAACUUCUUAUUUCCAGGCCGUCUGUUUCAACUUCAUUUUGUCGGACCAGAAGUUGUGAAACCUGCAAAUAUGAGUGAUCUUCCCUCUCCUCUCACAAUUCAUUUUCACCAAGACUAUUAUCAUAAUCUACACAAGACAGGCACCUUUGAACCUUUCGAUCCCUACUAUGAUACUUUCUUUAUACCCAUGCCUGAUUUUGCUAAUCCUGAAUAUUAUAGCUCUUGGGUCCCGACGUUGCAUGAUUUAAUUGCUACAAAGUGCGCAGUAUGGGUUACUAGUCCUUCAUCUGCUCAAACGAAGCGGGACACUAGUAUCUUACAAGAUGUACUUAAGGAUUCUUAUGAAAAACUUCUUUUGCCUCAAAAGAACGUUUUUGCUAGUCGCGCUUGGAAUGUCAAUGAUGAAAAUCUUCACAACGUAUAUCAUGUAAACCAUGAAGUUUACGGCUUUCGUUCUCUUCAUCACAAUGUUCAAAAUGUUUAAAAAGCUGCAUGCGCCAGGUCUCUUAGAAUACAGUUCCCAUCAUUCCUCAUGUUUCUACGGUUCUUAAACAAAACAUCUACUUCUUUUUGCUAAUAAAUCUGCUUAAUUUAGCAUUUCAAAAUAAGUUAUACAAAGUAUUUCUCCAAUGGAUUUCUUGUAUUUCUCGCCCAAGUACAUCUUGUAUACAUACAGCAAUAAUCAAAAUCGUAUAUAAGGGAAUAAAAGAAUAUUAUCAAUAUUAUUAAACGU
Schizosaccharomyces cryophilus OY26 is the source of this 1450-nucleotide messenger RNA. RefSeq names its product splicing suppressor. The record is from RefSeq and is a predicted model, not a curated record. The coding region runs from base 53 to 1201 and encodes 382 amino acids. The transcript has a single exon. NCBI's taxonomy places the organism in Eukaryota, Fungi, Ascomycota, Schizosaccharomycetes, Schizosaccharomycetales, Schizosaccharomycetaceae. Gene Ontology annotation, cellular component: extrinsic component of mitochondrial inner membrane.